AUGUUGAAAAAGAUUGAAAUAAACAUCCCUUUUUAUGAGGCAUUAGAAGAAAUGCCAAUAUAUGUCAAGUUCAUGAAAGACAUCAUCUCCAAAAAGCAUUCCACUGAUAUAGACCCGAUCAUCCUAACUGAAACAUACAGUACUUAUCUUCAAGGUAUGAAAAUCCCAGUGAAAAAGAAAGAUAAGGGAUCGGUUACUAUUUUGUGCACUUUUGGUGAUAGAAAAUUCCAGAAGGCUCUAAUUAACUUAGGAGCAAGUGUAAGCUUGAUGCCACUAUCCAUCUAUAAGAAAUUAGGCAUUGGCAUUGUUCAAGAUACUCAAAUGACACUUCAGUUUGCGAAUCGCUCUGUUAGGUGA
Molecule: messenger RNA, 357 nt
Organism: Lathyrus oleraceus (garden pea)
Lineage: Eukaryota; Viridiplantae; Streptophyta; Magnoliopsida; Fabales; Fabaceae
Exons: 1
Coding region: 1-357 (118 amino acids)
Source: RefSeq, a predicted model, not a curated record